Messenger RNA from Austrofundulus limnaeus, 1044 nucleotides. It is a transcript of the gene xgb, whose product is annotated as x globin. Gene Ontology annotation, molecular function: oxygen binding; heme binding. Lineage: Eukaryota; Metazoa; Chordata; Actinopteri; Cyprinodontiformes; Rivulidae. The record is from RefSeq and is a predicted model, not a curated record.
CAGGUUUGUGAUUUUCCACCAGAGGAGGGAGACAGACCCUGACGCUCACACCGGCUCGUUUUCUCAUCAACCUUUGUUUUUUUUGUCCUCCUUUCUUUUUUAUUUUCUUUUUCUUUGUUUCAGAUGAAGAAUGGGCUGCGCAAUAUCAGGUCUGGCCGCUAAAUCGGAGUUUUCCCAGAAGGACCGAGAGGAGGAUGCUGCCCACCCCAGCCAGGAGCACAUCCAGAUGAUUAAAGACUCGUGGAAAGUUAUCCGGGAUGAUAUCGCCAAAGUUGGGAUUAUAAUGUUUGUCAGGUUGUUUGAGACCCAUCCCGAGUGCAAGGAUGUCUUCUUCCUGUUCCGAGACGUGGAGGACCUGGAGAGGCUGAGGACCAACCGGGAGCUCAGGGCCCACGGCCUACGGGUGAUGUCUUUUAUUGAGAAAAGUGUGGCCAGACUGGAUCAGCCAGAGAGACUGGAAGCUCUGGCCAUGGAGCUGGGAAAGAGCCAUUAUCAUUACAACGCCCCGCCUAAGUACUACAGUUAUGUGGGAGCAGAGUUCAUCUGUGCUGUGCAGCCCAUCCUGAAGGAGAGAUGGACCGCUGAGCUGGAGGAGGCUUGGAAGACCAUGUUCCAGCACGUAACCAGCCUGAUGAUGCAGGGAUACCAGGAGGAGAGCGCCCGGCAGCGAAACCUCGCCAUGUCUCCAAAGGACAGAUUAGACAAGAAGAACACGGCCCUAUGAGAUAAUCGUCUGUUUUUACCAAAACAGGAAAAAUAUGUACAUAUGUGUUUCUAUGUUGCUCGUGUUCAGUCAACAUUUGCAGGUUUAUUAUGACCCCCRCAUGUGAAGCGUGAGCAGGAGUCAUAUUGUUUUCAUACUUUUUUUUUUUUUKUUCAGUGAUUUUUGGUCAAUCGUAACACAAAAACGGCUGCACCGGUCAACACGAAAUUAGGCAGGGCUGUAGAUGAGUUGAUGAGUAGAUGAGGCUGUAGACGGUUUUACGAUAGACCCCAUAUUUGAGGAGGGGGCUCCUUUCAAAGAGGAGGUGUCUGGACAUGCAA